Molecule: messenger RNA, 4202 nt
Organism: Electrophorus electricus (electric eel)
Lineage: Eukaryota; Metazoa; Chordata; Actinopteri; Gymnotiformes; Gymnotidae
Gene: cacnb2b
Product: calcium channel, voltage-dependent, beta 2b
Biological process (GO): calcium ion transmembrane transport
Cellular component (GO): voltage-gated calcium channel complex
Molecular function (GO): protein binding; voltage-gated calcium channel activity
Source: RefSeq, a predicted model, not a curated record
CUAGGUUCAGACUUAGUUCGAGCUAAGGUUGGAAGAUAGUAUUGCGAGCAAGAGAUGCCAGACCGGUAUAUAAGCCUGAGCCUUAGGAGUAACGACACACUCACUGUGACACGCUUUGCUCACUGGCCAUUGGUACGUGGUUUUUCUUGAUGAUCGUUUCGCGUAGUUUUCGCGCUAGUUUCGAUAGCUUUCAGCGGAACGUGAUGGCGGGGGAAAUUGCUUUAAAAUCCCUAGUAAAUCGUAUUUAGCCCGACUCAGAGAAGUUGUCCGUCAGUCCUGGGACGAAGUGGAUUAAGAAGAUAACGUAUGGAUAUUUCUCAGUCGUUAUUCUGACCUCCCGGGAUGGUAUUAUAAACAGUUUACUAACGCAAUUAACCGUGGAGGGACGACAAGCCAAUCGAUUUAUUUGGUAUGCCACCAAAGAAAAAGGGUGCGGCGGACCGUCAGGACUCAUUGGCCACUGAGGAAAAGGAGAAGAAUGCUCAGGUUCAGCUUGAGAAGGCCAAGUAUAAGCCUGUUGCAUUUGCAGUGCGUACAAACUACACAUACACUCCCGCCGAUGAUGACAACGUUCCUAUACCAGGACAUGGAGUUUCCUUUGAGGCUAAAGACUUCCUGCAUGUCAAAGAAAAAUUUAAUAAUGACUGGUGGAUUGGCCGGCCAGUAAAAGAGGGAGGGGAGGUGGGCUUCAUCCCGAGCCCAGUCAACCUGGAGACCAUUCUCAUCAGGAGAGAGGUGCACGCCAGGAAGGCAGCCAAAGCUCUAGCCAACAAAGCAGCUAGUGCUGCCAAAGAUGAUAUGAACUCGAAGAAAAUCACACCUCCUACAACAGUUCAGCAAGUAAAGAAGAAAUCGGGGGAGCUUUUAGCAGCAUAUGAUGUAGUGCCUUCUAUGCGUCCUGUUGUUCUGAUGGGACCUUCUCUCAAGGGCUAUGAGGUUACUGACAUGAUGCAAAAGGCUCUCUUUGAUUUUUUAAAACACAGAUUUGAAGGCAGAAUUACCAUUACUCGGGUUACGGCAGAUAUCGCCCUUGCUAAACGGUCAAUUCUGAACAAUCCCAACAAACAUGCUAUAAUAGACCGCUCCAACACACGCUCCAGUCUAGAUACUGCUGCUCAGAUCCAGGGUGAGGUAGAGAGGAUCUUUGAGCUUGCUCGAAGUCUGCAGCUGGUGAUUCUAGAUGCAGAUACUAUAAACCACCCCAUCCAGCUCAGCAAGACCUCCCUGGCCCCCAUUCUUGUCUACGUCAAAAUCUCCUCCCCCAAGGUUCUCACCAGGUUGAUAAAGACCAGGGGAAAGACUCAGACCAAACAUCUCAAUGUUCAGAUGGUGGCUGCAGAUAAACUUGCCCAGUGCCCUAAUGAAAUGUUUGAUGUUAUCUUAGAUGAGAACCAGCUUUCAGAUGCCUGUGAACACAUAGCUGAAUUCCUGGAGGCUUACUGGAGGGCCACCCAUCCCCCAGAAAUGGAGCCAGCCAAGCCGCUGAUGGAGAACCUGGCAGAGAACACACACCCCACCAGCUCCACACCUGCUAAGGAUGAACCACAAAGCAAGAAGCCACUGGCUAACAAAAGGAAAGAAUCUCAGGAGAGUCAGGGGAAGCAGCUGCCUCGGGAUGAAGAGCAGAGAGAAGAUGAGGAGGGGAGGGAGGAAGAGGCAGUGGAGGAUGAGAGGCUCCUGGGGAAUGAGCCAAAGAGACCACAGCAUAGCCAACACCAUCAUCACCACCACCAACACCACCAUCACCACCACCGCCGGCAUUUCAAUAUGAACCGCAUCGAGUACUACAACCACCAACCUUCCCACCUGCCAUCUACACACAUGGAGCUGAUGCCCAGUAAGGACUCUGUGUACACAGAGCCUCGGCGCCAGCGCCUACCACUGGACAAGAACAAACUGGACCAAACUAAAAUGUACCACAACAGGACUACAAUCCACAGACCCAACAACAACCAGCACCAUAACUACCACCAUCGCCAUCAUCAUCAUCACCGUGAGACCCCAGACAUCCACAGUGAUCUCUCCCCUCGUGGACAGGAUUAUGAGCUGAAGCACAACAAGCACACCAGGCAAAACAGACACCAAGGCCAACUACAGUCCCACCAGGAACAACUGAUAAGGUCGCUACGCUUCCACCAUGAACAUCUGCCCCUCUCUCACCACCACAAACUGCCACUACAGACACAGCAUGUACAGCACUAUACACUCCCUCAUAACCACUACCACUGCCCUGGUCGAGAGCAGGACCGAGACAGGAACUGGGAGAAGGACAGAGACAGAUGUGUACAGACUGGGACCUGGACCGCCGAUAUAUACGUUCGCCACUAAAUGAUGAUUUGCACUGUGUUACUUCUGAUAAGUGAAAUGUAGGUGUAAUGCCAAUACCUAUACUGUUGCCAUGCACAAAACAUUACAAAUUAGAUUUACUUAAGCCUUUCUACACAGUUAGGUGCAAUAAGUAAAUUACUUGAAAAACUACGUAUUUCAAAUAAGAUAAAAAAUAUCUGAUUUAUAUUGCUCUUAAUAGUCUUUUACAUGGUAUAGUUUAUUUUCUUUCCAGAAAGUUUUUAAUUAGUUUAUUACUAGGAUAAUAGUUCUUGGCAGAAUCUUUAGUUGGCAAAAGCCUGAAAAAAGAAUCUUCAAGAGGUGGCUAACAUUUUGAAUGAAAUAUUUUGGGGCAUUUCUGUGUUGGAUGUUGUUACAAAAAUAGCCAAACUUGGUGGUAAAGAAUUCUAAUUGUUCAUUUUUAAAUAUUUUGUUAUUUCUCUUGGCGCAUAAAAUGAAAAACAAUUCUGAAAUUUGUUCAAAUUAUUUUUGUUAACAUUCAAAUUUAAGCUAGCUGGUUGCUAAACCACAUUCAAAAAUGUUUAGAAGGGGUUACUAAAAUUAUAUUUUGAAUGUGAAAUCUUGGAAACCUAUUUAUUUUUAAUGUUAAUGUUUAUCAUGUAAUACAUUUUAAUAUAUACUUGGUGGAUACGAUCAUCAAAGCCUUACAUACACUUUCUAAAUCAGAAUGCUAUGCAAAGAAGAAUGUGAGCAGGACACUUUGGGACUCAUCUCAGUAUUAUUGCAUUGCUACACAGGUUAUGCUAAACCCAGAAAAAAUUUGAUCACCACCACAUCUAGAACUAGUGAACAUUGUUUUAUAGCAAGCAUAUUCAUUUAUAAAUGCUCACAAUAUAAUGUAAUUAUAAGUGCUGUAUAUAGGGCUACAUUGUCUUUAUCUGGCUAAUUUGUUGUAAAGCCUGUUUAUCUUUACAGCGGUAUUUGUGCAUUUUUGCGUUUCUUCUUUUGUGACUCUGGUGUUAACUGUCAUUUACCAAUGUGCACUGCCUGGCUUAAAUGAGGUGUUUUUCUACCACAGCUUGGAUAAUUUUGUCCAUAUCUAGUUCUGAGCAGUAAAUCCAGUAAACUAGGUGACACAUUUACAAAUUUCUAACUGCUCCUGUGUGUAGCAUUAUUUUGUAUGUAUGUUACAUCAUGUCUAUCACUACUAUGCAGUAAAAAACACACAAGCAAACAUAAGCAACAACAACAACAAAACCCAAACCUGGGGGGUAUUCCAGAAAGUGGGUUUAGCAACUAACCCGGAUCUGUUAAAUGUGUGUUAACUCUGAGUUUCCAUUCCAAAAACUGUGCUCAGAAUAAGUGUAGAUUAAUUGCUAUGGCAACAUACACUGUGAAGCUAACCUGCUAUAUAGCAGGUUUACUAGAGCUAAACCAGUUAAGUGUCAGAACAUCGGCUGAAUCCGGAACGUUCCUAUUUAUUUAAAUUUUAAUGAAUGAAUGUUGUGACUCAAAUUAUUGAUUACAAUGAGUAAUGAUAUCAAAUUAUGACAAGUAAUUAGACCUUUUUUUGAUGAUGUUUACCACUAACAUACCGAUUCAACCCAAUCAAUCUUUUGAAUAUUCUACACCAUAGCAUUUCACAUCAGCACGGUGGAUUCGCCCUUGAUUUAAUUACAAACUGUAUGCAAUUCUAUUCUAUUUAUUUGUAAUUGUUUUUUAUGUCAUUAUUUUUCUUUGAAAAGAGGUCAGUGAAUAUUACUCUAGGGAGGUUUGCCUUGCCACUGUCGCCCUUGGCUUGCUCACUGUGGGCUUGGAGUCAAACAUGUAUAAAGCUGCUGUGGCGAUCGCUGUUGUAAAAAGUGCUAUAGAAAUAAAUUUGACAAUUUGACAUAACGUAGGGUAUGUCCUUUUGA